AUGCCUUCGCGGAAACGAUUCUCUUUUACUGUUAACUCUGAAACAAAACCGCGAGGGCCAGCGCUUCCUUCAGAGAAUGAAUUUAGUAUUGAAAGUAUCCUAGAAGCAAUUGGACCUGAUAUCCGGAACACUUUGGAUUCAAUCGCGGAGAUAUGUGGACGCAGCAAACUUAGCCUUGCCAACGAGUAUGGAAGCCACAUCGCACCGUUAGGUGAAAUCCGUGCUCCUCCCGGCGGUUUGGUAACCGUCGAAGAAGCUAGCCCAGACCAUGAGCGACAACCUGCCGACAAUGAGGCCAGUCUUGAGGAUGAGAACAGCAAUACGGACUGGAGAGAUCGGCAACAACUCUCGUACUCCGGCUACAGGGAGGGCGUCCGGCAAGCCGCCGCAGCCCAUAAUGCAGCAUCACGACCGACAGGCUACUUCUCUAUGGGUGAGGGGUCGUCUGCCCAAGUUGAACCUGAUACCCCGGGGUCAGCCAUGGUCUCUUAUCCUGCAUUCGACCCGGAUCCUCAACUCCCAUCUCUCUCAGCGACUAGAGAGUUUACAUCAUCACCGAAGCCGUCCGGCCGGGCGUUGUUGGGAAGAUCAGUCGAGCCUACCGUAGACGAUAUGAAGCGCAACAAGAUCGCACCAGCUGUCGUGUCUGAGGUACAUUUGGAUGCCAAGGCAGAUUAUCCUGCGUUGCUGGUCGAUGAUGAUAGACACUCGGAAAUCAGCUCUGAUGCUUCCGGGGACCACGACUCGCAGUCCGCUCAAGCUCACAUCGUGCCCGUACUGGCAGAACUGCAAACGCUCCUCAGUUGGUUCAGGGGUACUACGCGAUCCAAUAUCCCAGAAUCAUGCCAAUCCCUACAAUCAGCAGAGACACGGCUGCGUGCAAUGCUCGAACGGCAAAAUGGUGAUCCACCUGUCGCAAUUCGAGCAACUUGA
Messenger RNA from Monascus purpureus, 933 nucleotides. Lineage: Eukaryota; Fungi; Ascomycota; Eurotiomycetes; Eurotiales; Aspergillaceae. The record is from the annotation of a GenBank genome assembly.